This is a messenger RNA of Malania oleifera, 4594 nucleotides long. Its product is annotated as putative pentatricopeptide repeat-containing protein At5g52630. The transcript is spliced from 2 exons. Gene Ontology annotation, biological process: RNA modification. Lineage: Eukaryota; Viridiplantae; Streptophyta; Magnoliopsida; Santalales; Ximeniaceae. Bases 1 to 2403 code for a protein of 800 amino acids. Gene Ontology annotation, molecular function: RNA binding; zinc ion binding; protein binding. The record is from RefSeq and is a predicted model, not a curated record.
AUGGCGUUGCAUUCGAAGCAUUUUUAUUUUAGCAGCUCACCUUGUUGUUUCUCGCCUGGUCAUGUGAGAGACAACGUGGAGCUUCAAAGACCCAACCUCUCAAUAACCUCCAUUUCAAUCAAUUGUAAAGGCCCUUUGGUGGAACCUGACAAAUUGAAGAUUGCACCUCCACCGUUUGAUAAAAUGCCUAAACAGAUACGUGUUUCAGCAAUUGACUUCCAUUUCAGCCAGUCUGUGAAGAAUAGUGAAGAGGGCUCUAGAGGAACUAUCAAUUUCAAAGAAGAUGGUCCUCCUCCUGAUCUUAAUGGAUAUCAAUCUAUUGAGGGCAUGGCAUCGAUGUGUCAUAAUGCAAGAAAUGUACCAGAUGGGCAUUGUAUGAUUACUAUUCUAAGCUUCUGCAUUCGUGUAGGAUGUAUGGAACUCACCAGAGAAUGCCAUGCUCUAAUUACAAAAACUGGAGUUGGUAAUGAUGUAUUUGUUAGUACUACUCUUAUUGAUACAUAUGCCAAAUGCGGAGAUAUAGAAACUGCAACGAUGUUAUUUCAUAAGAUGCUCCUUUCAGAUAUUGCUGCCUGCAAUUGUUUGAUUUCUGGGUAUGCGAGACAUGGGAUGUUUCACCAAGCUUUUGAUUUUUUCAUAAAAAUUGGGAGUAUGGGCAUCAGGCCAAACCCCUACACAUACUCAACCAUGCUAACAGUUUGUGGGGCUAUUUCAGCGACCAAAGAAGGAAAACAGCUACAUGCCCACAUUGUAAAGUUGCAGCUUUUGUCCAAUUUGGUGGUGGGAAAUGCACUGUUAACAAUGUAUAGCAAGUGUGGGAUGAUGGAGGAGGCUGAAUCUUUGUUUGAGAGUCUUGAGCAAAAAAAUCUCAUUACAUGGGCUGCAAUCAUAAACGGAUACUAUCGGCAUAAGGCUUUUGAGAAAGCUUUAGGGCAGUUCUUGUUAAUGAGAGAAUCUGGGAUUGAACCAAAUGAGUAUGCUUUUACAACUGUUCUUGCAUGUUGUGGUAGCUUAAAACUUCUUAAUAUCAGUAACAUGCUUCAUGCCUUGCUCAUUAAAAAGGGAAUGACCUUGGGGGUCUAUGUGGGUACUGCAAUCAUAGACAUGUAUUCUGUACAUGGAGAAAUGGAUGCUGCAGAGAGACAGUUCAAAGAUAUGGGAAGAAUAGCAUCACAUGUGUCCUGGAAUGCCCUGAUAUCUGGGUUCAUUUAUAAUGAGAAGACAGAGGAGGCCAUGGAAGUUUUUCAUAAAAUGGUCAGGGAUAGCAUAGCGUGCGAUAUAUUCACUUAUUCUAUCAUUUUGAAAGCUUGUUCUUCUUUGACAUCACUUUCAACUUGUCAACAGAUCCAUUCUCAGAUAAUAAAAGCCAAGUGUGAAUCAAACAUGCAUGUAGGAAGCUCAUUAGUAGAAGCUUAUGCCAAGUGCGGGAAUCUAGAAGAUGCCGAGCUGGUUUUCAGUCAGAUUUCAGCACCAGAUGUGAUAUCAUGGAACUCAAUGAUCAAAGCUUACUCUCUAAAUGGGUAUCCAAGGAAAGUCAUAUCCUUGUUUGGGAAAAUGGUUGAAGAAGGAAAGAAUCCCACCGGUUCCACUUUUCUUUCGGUUAUUUCGGCUUGUAGCCACUCGGGCUUAGUUCAAGAAGGCCUAGAGUUCUAUGAAUCAAUGCUUAGAGAUUACACCAUCCAACCGGAAGAGGCACACUACUGCAGCAUUGUUGACUUACUGAGUAGAGCAGGGCUAAUAGGAAAUGCAUUAGAUUUCAUAAAUAAGUUGCCAACCAGACCUACGGCUUCAGUAUGGAGACCAUUACUUGCAGCUUGCCGAUGCCAUGGCAACCUUCAAAUGGCAGAAUAUGCUGCCAAGAACAUAUUGGAUUUAGAUCCAAAAGAUGCAGCGGUUUACAUCACUCUUUCAAAUAUGUACAUUGAAGUGGGGAGAUAUGAAGAUGCAAUGAAACAAUGGAAGCUAAUGGAAUCAAUGUCAAUUUCAAAGGAACCAGGAUGUAGCUGGAUAGAGGUUAACAACAAAAUAUAUAAGUUCUUUUCACAAGACAAAACUUGCCCAGAAAUGCCACUAGUGUAUGAAAAUUUGAAGCAACUGGUGAUAGAUCAGAUGGAGGACACCGAGUUUAUUCGUAAAACUAGCCCCAUGCAUCACCCACAAUCAGGACAGGCAGAGGAAGAAAUGAUUCUUUAUCACAGUGAAAAACUCGCAGUUUCCUUCGGGCUUUUGAGCUUGCCGACUGGAAAACCAAUUCGCGUGUUCAAGAACCUCCGAGUCUGUCCAGACUGCCAUUCAACCAUGAAGCAUAUAUCAAAAAUUACAAAGCGAGAUAUAGUAGUAAGGGAUAAUUACAGGUUCCAUUUGUUCAAGCGAGGUCGCUGCUCGUGUGGAGACUACUGGUGAUGUUCUUUGGAUGGACUGUUUCCUUGAGAUUAAUUCCCUGCUCUUUGUUAAGCUUGUAGAAGGUGGUGGCUUUAUGAAUCAACUAUCACAAAUGCAUAUCCAUAGCUGUGAAACACGCCUUAAGAUUAUGUUGUGGGACCCACAUGUAUUUUUUGUGGGCUCUGUAGAAAUGGAGGACUGACAUGGCAGACUGUAGGACAGCUCUCAAAUCGUUCUCUAUCUUUGAAGUCAAAUGUAUGUGGGCGAAUCAGACAACAGUGCCCCUUUGAUUUGCGACUUCAAUCUUAAAGAAUGUGAUGUAGUGGACUGAUCUGAUUAUCCAAUCAGGUUGGUGCAAGCGAUCUCCUAAGAAGAGGGGCUUACUGUGCCUUUGGAACAUUGGCACUAUGUGGUUAUAAGCUCCUCCCACUGGAGAUUGUGUCUCGUAGUUUUCCGCGACCGCUGCCAUCUCCACUGCAAUGCACAAUCUCUUCAAAAACCUUGGAGCCCAACAGAGAACACUCGCCAGCUACCGUAUAUUUGGGUCAUCUUCUGAUGCUUAUGUAGAACUUAUAGAGACAUUUGCCGGUGAUAAAGCUUUGCGCUCAGGCAGAGUCCUCCACGCUCACCUGAUCAUCAAUGGGUUGGCUCGUCUGACCCAUUUCGCUUCCAAGCUUAUAGACCUGUACGCCAAGUGCGGGCGAUUACCAGAUGCUCGAAAGCUGUUUGACAGAAUUCCCAAGACGAAUAUCCGCCGCUGGAUUGUCCUGAUUGGAGCCUACGCCAGCCGCGGCUUCUAUCAGGAGGCACUGGGUGUCUUCUGUGAAAUGCAGAGGGAAGGCCUGCGACCCAACAAGUUUGUUUUCCCCAGCAUUCUCAAAGCCUGUGGGCAUCUCUGCUGUCAAGAGAUUGGACUGAAGAUGCAUGCUGUAAUCCUAAGAUGUUCAUUUGAAUCAGAUGCUUUCGUCCAUAGCGCAUUGAUAGACAUGUACUCCAAAUGUGGGUCAAGUGAAAAGGCUCGUAAAGUUUUCGAUGCGAUGCUCAAGAAAGAUUUGGUGUCCUUGAAUGCAAUGAUCUCGGGCUAUGUGCAACAUGGUUUUGUCAAAGAAGCAUUGGAUUUGGUUGAAAAAUUGCAACUAUCAGGAAUAAAACCCAAUGUGGUGACAUGGAAUACCUUAAUUGCAGGUUUCUCACAAGCUGGGGAUGAGUCAAUGGUGUCCAACCUUUUUCAAUCUAUGCGUGUUAGUGGGGUUGAACCCGAUGUGGUAUCUUGGACGUCGAUCAUAUCUGGGUGUGGCAGAUUUGAGGCGCGGGAAGGAGAUUCAUGGACAUGCAUUGGUAAUUGGAGUUGAAGAAGAUGUAUAUGUAACAAGCGCUCUUGUUGACAUGUAUGCAAAAUGUGGUCUUAUCUAUGAAGCGAAGAAGUUGUUUUAUGAGAUGUGUAGAAGAAAUACGGCCACUUGGAACUCAAUGAUAUUUGGAUAUGCAAAUCACGGGUACUGCAAUGAAGCAGUUGAGCUUUUUCAUCAUAUGGAGCAGGGGGAAGAGAAACCUGAUCACCUUACAUUCACAGCAGUGCUAACUGCCUGUAGUCAUGCUGGAAUGGUAGAACUUGGACAGAUUCUGUUCCACUCAAUGCAAGACAAAUAUAGAAUCAAACCAAGGUUAGAGCAUUAUACCUGCAUGGUGGAUCUACUUGGUCGAGCGGGAAGGCUAGCUGGAGCUUAUGAUUUGAUAAAGGCAAUGCCAAUUGAGCCUGAUUUAUUUGUUUGGGGAGCAUUGUUAGGAGCAUGUAGGAAUCAUGGAAACAUAGAGCUUGCUGAAAUAGCAGCGAAGCAUCUGUCUGAGCUUGAGCCUGAGAGUGCUGGAGGCAGGUUAUUGCUGACAAAUUUAUAUGCAGAUGCUGGUAGUUGGGGGAAUGUUUUGAAGUUGAAGAAAACAAUGAAGAGAAGAAAGCUAAUGAAGUUUCCGGGUUGUAGUUGGAUAGAGGCUGUUUGAUGCAUCAACAGAACUCAUUAAGCUAGCCCAGUAUAUUUAUUUUCUCCAGAAUAGAAAUAUGAAUGCUUGGGGAGCUCUGGUUGAACUUCUUUUGUCUCAUUCUGUGAUGACUGAUGAGCAAGUGCAAGAAUUAGCUUGUGGCACAGAUUAAACCUGUACUUCCUGGAGUGGGUACCAUAAUAAAAUAGAAUGACAAAAUACAAAGUUAUGUUGA